AUGCCCCCAGGCCCCGAGGUCCCGGUGCAGGUGUGGGUGGACGGCCAACUCUUCGAAGCGGAGCAGUCGCUGCUGGUGGAGCACUGCGGCUUCUUCCGCGGGCUUUUUCGCUCUGGCAUGCGGGAGGCGCGCGCCGCGGAGGUACGCCUGGGCGCGCUGAGCGCCGCGGGCUUCGGCACGGCGCUGCGGGUGCUGCGCGGAGAACGGCCCGCGCUGGCGGCCGACGACGAGCUGCUGCAGGCGGUGGAGUGCGCAGCGUUCCUGCAGGCGCCUGCGCUCGCGCGCUUCCUGGAGCACAGCGUCACGUCGGACAACUGCUCGCUGCUGUGCGACGCGGCCGCCGCCUUCGGCCUGCGCGACGUGCUCCACAGCGCUGCGCUCUUCAUCCGCGACGGUUCGCACGAGCUGCUGGCACAGCUGGAGCUGCCCGAGGCCCGAGCCUACGUGGCGGCGCUGCGACCCAGUACCUAUGUGGCGGUGAGCACGCACACGCCCACACCCGGCUUCCUAGAGGAUGCGUCGCGCACCAUGUGCUUCCUGGACGAGGAGGAGGACGCAUGGCGCACGCUGGCCGCGCUGCCCCUGGAGGCCAGCACGCUGCUGGCGGGUGUGGCCACCCUAGGCAACAAGCUCUACAUCGUGGGUGGCGUGUGUGGUGCCAGCAAGGAAGUAGUGGAGCUGGGCUUCUGUUAUGACCCGGAGGGUGGCACCUGGUGCGAAUUCCCCAGCCCACACCAACCGCGCUAUGAUAUGGCGCUGGCUGGUUUCGAAGGCCGCCUCUAUGCCAUUGGUGGCGAAUUCCAGAGGACACCCAUGAGCUCCGUGGAGUGCUAUGACCCGGCCACAGGUUGCUGGAGCUUCGUGGCGGACUUACCACAGCCGGCUACAGGAGUUCCCUGCGCCCAGGCACGUGGCCGCCUCUUCGUGUGCCUAUGGAGACCAGCAGACAUCACUGCCAUCGUCGAGUACGUGGUACAAAUGGACAAGUGGCUGCCGGUGGCUGAACUGUGUCGUUCGCAGAGCUACGGCCACUUUAUGGUGGCCCAUCGCGACAGUCUCUAUGUAGUACGAAAUGGACCUUCCGAUGAUUUCCUACACUGUGCCAUCGAUUGCCUCAACCUGGUCACAGGCCAGUGGACAUCACUACCUGGCCAAUUUGUCAACAGCAAGGGAGCACUCUUCACAUCUGUAGUGCGUGGGGACACCGUUUAUACUGUCAACCGUGUAUCCACGUUGGUCUAUGCCAUUGAAGAUGGCACCUGGCGGCUGCUCAGGGAAAAGGCUGGCUUUCCUCGGCCUGGCUCUUUACAGACCUUUCUUCUGCGGCUGCCUCCUGGCACUACUGGGCCUGUGGCCACCGCGCUGCCAGAGUUGUGAGCUUGGAAUGACUUCAGAAGAUAACACGAGUCUCCAUGAACCUUGGCUGUGUGAUUGGGGAGCCCUUGGGAACUCCUUUUUCCCUGUUAAGACACUCAGGUUUGCUUUCUGGUGGCACGAAUGUCCACGAAGCCCUGAGCAACGCAGGUGCCUGGGUCCUCAAAUCUCUUGGGCUCUGUUGAGAGCUGGUGGGUCACAAUCUCAGGGAAAAGGGUGGGGUUACACUUUGGACAAUCCAGACUUGUAGGUGAAUACAAGCUAUAGCUAGAAGUGGAUUAAGUUAAACCAACCUGCUAAUUAGCAGGCACAAAGUGCCAAUCCAACGUUGGCCUGUAGUUGUCACCUGUGGCACAGAGCUUGAAGACAAUAUCAGCUUUCUUAAUAUAAAGGUCAGGAUGAGAAAACAGGUCUACACAUAAUUUGCCUCCACCCACAAACUGACAGCAACGUGUUGAUUUUUUAAAAAGCAAAUAAUACACCGUACAAUAAGAAGAAUACUGAAGCAGUCAGUCUGGAAAAACAGCUUCAGAUAACAGAGUCUGAGCGCCCCAAGAGGAGAGAGGGGGAAGACUGGACAAGACAGGGUCUAGGUAAGCUCCUGCCUUUUUAAGCAGAGCAGCGGGCACCUCGCCAGUGAGGCUGGACUGAAUUGUAGCAAAUGAAACUCAGCUGAGCCUGAAGCAAGAAGGUGAGAGGGAACAAGGGUUCCCUACAGAAGUUUUAAGGACUGGAAUGGAAAGGGAGUACCCAGGUGUAAAUCCUUGACCUAUCUUUUUUGUUAUUGUAACCUUAGACUGUUAAAUCUCUUGACUUCGGGUUACUUAAGGUGUAUGGAGCCUAAUCCUGCUACCUCUCAAGGCAUUCCUUCCUAGAUGUGCCACAGGCUCUGCCUCUCUUGUAAUCUCUGCCGCAGCCAUUCCCUGAGCCUACAGUGUUAUCCCUCUUCUGCUUUGUCAGUUCCAUACCCACCUCCUCUCUGCAGGACGGGCUGAGCCAGCUCCUGUUUUCCUGACUUGGCUGCCAGCAUUGCUCAUUGAUCUCUAUGGCAUUCUGUGUUGGAUAUGCAGCCAUACCUGUUUGCAGAUAGAAGGCAUAGAGGUCCCAUACUUUUAAUUGAGCCAGGAACCCCCUUGCCUGUGGAAUGAAGUGAAGUCUUACAAGAACCACUAGUUAGGGACCUGCUACUGACAGGUGCUGUUAAUCAGCUCUCAUCUUAAAAGCAAUACCCAGACCCAGCUUCUGUUACAGAUGCCUGCUUCAGCCCUACAGCCUGGCCAUACCCCAGGUAAAUGUCUCUCAAUGGUCCGGUAUAGUCUCCAUCCUCUGGGACUCAAGGCUCAUAGAAAACCCUGGCUUCAGAAGUAGAGAAUGCAGCAUUGGCAUGGUACUUCCCGAGCAUGGAGCCUUGUGUUGGGCUGUUGCUUGCUACCUCUUCCCUGAUGUGUAUCCCAAACUUGAAAUAAGUUGCCUUUGGGAGUGUGGAAUCUUCUAGCCUUUUAGUCUAGUCUGAUGAACCACAACAAUAAACUCUUAACAUU
Mus pahari (shrew mouse) is the source of this 2915-nucleotide messenger RNA. It is a transcript of the gene Kbtbd13, whose product is annotated as kelch repeat and BTB domain containing 13. Gene Ontology annotation, molecular function: protein binding. NCBI's taxonomy places the organism in Eukaryota, Metazoa, Chordata, Mammalia, Rodentia, Muridae. The transcript has a single exon. The record is from RefSeq and is a predicted model, not a curated record. The coding region runs from base 1 to 1377 and encodes 458 amino acids.